GCCGACCCGAUGACGCUAUGACUAUAUCAUGCUGCGAACUGGACGCGGACCACUGCGAUCAUGGCUCAAGACCCUCAGUGUGCAGUCCACCUACGGAGCGCGGGCCUCAGAUGGGGCAAAGCCCAAUGACAGCGCCGCCGUUAAAACAGCGAGCCCACUUGACAGGCUGAUGUUCACGGCCAAAUGUCAUCUCUCCUGUCCAAUGCUCGUGUAGCCCGUGCACGGGAGGACAGCUCGCGUACUUAUCGCCCGAGACCACCCAAGUGUGUACAAGGGCGAAGGAAGACUGGGGUCUUCCCACUUGCAGCCUAUGGCACUCUGAGCUGUGCGACGCACGAACAUGAAGCUGAGACUCACAUGCCACGCAGGGACAUGAUAUCCCACUCUUCCCUCGCGCCCAGUCUCGAUACAGAGUUACAUCCUCCCUGGACGUGUUGUGAUAAGAUUUGCCGGACAUCCGAAUGAUGCAGGGAAUACGGCGUGGCUUAGCUUCGACUGCAGCAGCACACAAAGACCGACGGCAAGCGUAUUGUGCGGUAAUCCAGCGCACUUGCUUGAAGCGUCAAGAGAUGCUAGUAGUAAGUAGUCAGUCGAUCCUUAGAAUCGGAUCGCCACGUGAUCGAAUACCAUUU
Molecule: messenger RNA, 632 nt
Organism: Mycena citricolor
Lineage: Eukaryota; Fungi; Basidiomycota; Agaricomycetes; Agaricales; Mycenaceae
Source: the annotation of a GenBank genome assembly